UUUUUUCUUUUUUUCCCCUCUCUCCCACAGUCUUUUCUUUUUGUUCUGAUUUUUCUCUUCCAACAUGAUUCAUAAAGCAACAUGUAUUAAAAUAAAUAAAUAAAAUUUUUAAAUGUGGGUCACAAAAAAGGAGAAUGGACUUACCCAUUUAAGAAUCCCCAUAUGAAUCUUUCCUCUUGUUUUUGUUAGUCAACCAAUCAACAACUAUUUUUAAGCACUUACUAUGUACCAAACAUUGUGAUAAAUGUUGAGAGUGCAAGAAAAAAAAAAUUUCCUUACCCUCAAGGUGCUUAUAGUCUAAGGGAGGAGACCAUAUGUCAAUAACUAUGUUCACACAAAACAUGUGUAUUGGGGUAAUCUCAAAGGGAAGAUAUUGGCAAGGGAAGGGAGGAGGAAAAGCAAAGGCUUCUCUCAAAAAAUAAGAUUUAAUAAGAAUGGGGCAGGUGAGGGAGGAAGGGAGAAUAUUCAAAACUCAAAAAAUGUUUAAUGAAUUUUUAGAAGUGUUUUUAUAUGUAAUUUGGAAAAAUUAAAAAAAAAAAAGAUGAGAUUUGAGCUGAAUCUUGAAGGAAGCUGGAUUAACUAGGAGGCAGAGCAUUCUAAGCAUGAAGAUGGUGUAUUAUAUAGAAGGAGGGAAGACGCAGUGAAGGAAGGAAGGAGAGGAAAAAUAGAAAAAAAGGGAAGAGAAAAGGAGAAAACAGGAGGGAAAGGGUGGAGAGGGAGAGAGGAAAGAGAUGGAGUAACAGAAACAGAGAGAGACAGAGACAAAGCAGGAGGAGAAAGGCAGGCAUUGAGGAGAGAGGGGGGAAAUGACGAGGUUAUGGAGAAAUAAAGGCAAGAUUUUAGACAGAAGCUAGUCCCAUCUUUACAAUUAAAAGAGAAUGCUAGAACAUUCCCAAAGGGGAUGGACUUGAAAUCUGUGCACUUGAGUUUUGAGAAACGAAACUGAAACAUUUCUGCAAAAAUCCAGGAAGUAUUCCACUUUUGUAAAGAUAUACUUUAGCGCAAAGGCCAGUCAUUUGUUGUGUUUAAGCAGAGGACAAUCAUUUAAAAAAAAAAAAAAAUUAACGAGAAAACAUGACAUCUUUUUCUUUAGGAGCCCAGGAGACAAGCCACAGCCAUGCUAAACUCUCUGUAAUUCAACAAAAUGGCUUUUUGGGUUUUUUAAGUUUUUGAGCCAGAAGGUGCCCAGAAGUCGGGGAUCCUGAUAGAAUCAUCCACUAGCAGACUAUUGAAUAUUAUCUUGAACUGUCCUGGGCAUGUUACCACUGGAUGCUUCUUGCUAGCAGGCUUUGUAAAUGUGAAGUGGGAUACAGGAAUUAAAAAUACACAUAUUAAGAUGGAUGAACAACUGACUCUGCCUGAAAACACAGAUGACUGGACAAUUGAAGAUGUUUAUCAGUGGGUUACAGGAAAACUUAAGCUUAAUCCAGAAUAUGGGGAGAUCUUGAAAAAGGAAGAAGUAAAUGGAAUGAGUUUAAAACGAUCUGUUAAACAAGAUCUUAUUGACAUGGGCAUAAAACAUGGACCUGCCCUCCAAAUAAUAAAUAUGUUUAAGGAAUUAAAUCCUGAAUGUUUUAAGCAGACAUUGGGAGAAAAAGAUGGUCAAAAAACUGAAGACCAGUGUGUAACACAGGAGAAAAAUAGAAAAGGCAAAAGGAAUCAAACAGACCCAAAGAUAGAUACCAACACUAAAUCCAAGGAAGUCUAUGAGUCAUCAGAGACCAAGCCUUCUAAAGAAACUGAAAACCACCCCCAAGAAACAGAGGAUGAUCUGCCAUACACAGGGCGGCCAUGUUCACCAUAUCCUUUUGACAACUUCCAUAAAAGCUUUCGUUACAAAGAGCAUGAUGUCAUUAUCCAACCUGAAACGGGAUCACUCAAUCUCAUCGAUCCAGCCCAUGAGUUUAAGGCUCUGACUGAGACAGAGGGAGCUACAAGGAAAGACAUUUAUAUGAAAUUUAGCAACGAAGUCUUUCGAUUUGCUUCAGCCUGCAUGAAUUGUCGCACCAAUGGCACUAUCCAUUUUGGAGUAAAGGACAAACCUCAUGGAGAAAUUGUUGGGGUGAAAGUCACUAAUGAAGAUAAAAAUAAAUUUACUGAACACUUCUAUAAGAAGAUUGAAGACUAUUUCGGUAAGGAGGGAGUUGAGGAAGCAAAGGAAUGCAUUAGACCACCAAGGUUUGUGGAAGUCUUACUGAAGAACAAUAUCGCAUCAGAUAGAUUUGUUAUUGAAGUAGACAUCAUUCCAAAACACUCCAUUUGUGUAAAAAAAUAUUUCCCAAUUAAGAUGCAAACUUUAGAAAAUAAUAAAUGGGAGAAAAAUGCUGAAUUCUCUCUAUUUCUGAGGGAUGGUGCUAGUUCUAAAGACAUCUAUGCUAAUGCAAAGCAAAAGGAUAGACAACUGAAAGAAUUUUUGACAAAUUUAGACUCACGAGAUGAAUCCAGAAAAGCAGCAGAAGACUAUCGACCAAAGGAAAGAAAAAUAGAAUGUGAGGGACAGAAGCUGACUCAUCUUCUCACAAGAGACCAAGACUUAGAUAAUUCUUACUAUGACUGGUACAUUCUGGUGGUAAAUAAGAGUCACCCAAAUCAAAUUGAGCACUUGGACUUCCUAAAGGAAAUUAGAUGGCUUGCUGUGUUGGAGUUUGAUCCUGAAUCUUUGAAGAAUGGGGUUGCUGAAGCUUACAGAAUGACCCGAGCAGCUAAUCUUCACUUUCCAAGUCAAUACCAAGACAAUACAACCUCAGUUACUGAAAAAAUUGAAAAUCUGAAUCUUUUUAAGCAACCCAGCUGGAUCUUCUGCAAUGGCAGGUCAGAUAUUAACAAAGAAGAAUAUCAACCUUUAGAACUUAGUUUAUGGUUUAAAAAGAGAGCCACUACAGUCCGGAAAGUAAUUUCAUUCCUUACAUGUGAAGACGUGAUGCAACCUGAAAGGUUUUUAGUAGUUUUUCUAUUGCUGUCUCCAGUCGAGGAUCCCAAAGAUCCUUUAAUUGAGACAUUUUCUACUUUCUACCAAGAGUUAGGAGGAAUGGAUGACAUACUGUCUAUCUCAGUAGAUCCACAAAUAGGUUCACAAUGGAAAGAUCUUUUGCAAGUCAGAUUCUCAACUACUGACCUUACAAACAGAUGUGUUACUACUUUAAAUCUUGAACAGUUAAAUGGCACUAUCCUUACACUAAAACCUCAGACUGAAUCUCCUUCAAGAUUUUUGCCAUCAAAUGGUUCUUCUAUUAUUCUUCAGAAGAAAGAUGAAGACCGUAUGACAGCAUUGAGAAUCCUCUGUGUAAAUGAAUGCAAAGGUACAGACAAGGAGAAAGAUAAAGUAAAAUUUGCUGAAUUUCAAAAAUCCAAAGAGAAACAUUUUUACCUAGGUGGAAAAGUUUCAUGGUGGAAUUUCUAUUUUUCCUCUGAAAACUAUUCUUUACCUUUUAUCAAAAGGGAUAGUUAUCAAAAACUUGAAGAGAUGAUACAAUCUUUAGCGAUUUCCCCUAGAGAAUCUUGUGCAGAAGUGAUCAAUUUGUAUCAUCAUCCAGGCUGUGGAGGGACCACAUUAGCAAUGCAUGUCCUCUGGGAACUGAAGAAUAAAUUCCGAUGUGCUGUGUUGGAAAGCAAGACAUCUAACUUUGAAGAUAUCGCUACACAGGUGGUGACUUUACUCACUUAUUGCUCAGACAACCAACACUACUUGCCUGUGCUCCUGCUGGUAGAUGAUUUUGAAGAGCAAGAAUCUGUGUCUGAUUUGUGCGGUCACAUUAACUUAGCUAUUGAAGAAGCUUAUAUUCCAUAUGAAACACCUUUAGUUAUAAUUCUAAAUUGCAUGAGAUCCCAGAGCCCAGAAAAGGAUGCUAAAAACCCUGACAGUGUUGCGGUGAUUAACAGACUUUCUUGCAAAGAGCAAAGGGCAUUUGAUUCCAAAUUUGAGGAAAUUGAAAAGAAGCAUCAAAACUGCAAAGACUUUUAUUCCUUUAUGAUCAUGAAGAAAAAUUUUGAUGAGAAAUACAUUGAGAACGUUGUAAAACACAUCCUGAAAGGUUUGAAUGUUUAUAGUAAAGAAGGAGAAUUAAUCUCUUUUCUGUCUCUGAUUAAUGCUUACAUUUCUGAUUCUGGCAUCUCUGUGGCACAGUGUGAGAAGUUCUUAGAAUUAAACAACCAAAGGGAAUGUAGGAACAGAAGAAGCUUGGAAGACAAAAUGGGGAAUUACUCCACAAUUCUUAUCUCUACCAGAGAGCUAGAUUGUGGGAGGAAUGAAGGAGUCCGUAUCAUUCAUCACGCAAUUGCCAGAAGCUGUUUAAAAGAACUGAAACUCACUUCUGAAAUGGCAAAGAGUGAUAUUGCACUGAAGCUACUAAAAGAAAAUGUCUUUUAUGAACCUGGAAGAAGAAGAAAUAAAUUUGUACGGAUUAUACAAUUGCUGCUGCUGAAAAGACAGAAAGAAAACACCAAAGAAGCAACAAACCCAAAGAAGGACAUAAAUACUUUAUUUUCUCCUUUCAUUAUGGAUGUCCAGAAAGAAGAAGGGAAUGAUCAGGUUCAGAAAGUCUUAUAUGAAGGAACUAUCAGAUUUGAGUAUUAUGCAUUGAUCUAUCAAACCUUAGCAAGACAUUGUUAUAUUAAUGAAAAUAAUUUUCAAGAUGCCAUUAGUUGGGCAGAGGAAGCAAAGAAGAGAAGUCCAAGAAAUUCCUUUGUCUCUGAUACACUUGGUCAAGUCUACAAAAGCCAGCUUAUCUUCCAUAAGGAUAAAAUGCAGCAAGGGAAGAUCGUAUCUCCUCAGGAACUGGCAGAUUUCCUAAAUAUAGCAGUGAAAGCUUCAAAUGCCUUCAUAGAAUCUCAAGAACACAAUGAGAACAGAGACCACGAAAAUGGGCAACCUCAUAAAUCUAAAAGGAGAGGUGGGAUGUAUAAUACAUCGUGCUACUUGGGAGAAAUAGAGGUUUGCAUGCAGGUAAUUCAGCUUUUAGAGAAAAUUCCCCUUCUUGGUGAAAGAAAUGAGUCAUCUAAAAAGCUCAUCUUCCAACUUUUUUAUGGAAAAAAUUCUCUUUUUUCAGAUCCUUCAUUUCAACAGAAUGUGUAUUAUCCAGUAAUUGAAAAGCAUAUUUUUUAUUUAAACGCUCUUCAUCAUCGUUUGAAAGAAACUUUUGCUACUCUUCAAGACUACUUUUCUCUUCUGAAAGUAAGAGACAAGGAAAGGGAAAUUGUGGAAGAAAAAAACCAUGCUAAAAUGAAAGGGUUACUCAGACAGUAUAUAAAUAUAUCCUUCAAUUCAGGAAUUAGGCAAUCAAUGAUGACAUCGUUUGGCAAAUCAAUCCCAGAGCUGAUAUGGUGGAGUGAGUUGGAAGCCUCUAAUGCAGUUAGGUUUUCUGGACUACUAAAGUAUCUCACUGAAAAUCAGAAAAAUGUAAUGGAAGACAUAGUAAAGAAGUACACAUUACUGGUAGAAAAAGCAAAUUCAACAAAGACAAGGGAAAAACAGAAUUUCAUCUUGAGCAACAUAAUUCUUAAUUGUUUGAAGCCUACUUCAAAAGUCAUACAGCCACUUGAUAAACUAAAAGAAAUGCUUCAAGAGGUUUUGCAAGAAGUAGGGCUAGAUUAUUCCUAUCCAGAGCCUUUCUUCUUAGCCACUCUCUUGUUCUGGCCAGAAAACCAGCAACUGGAUCAGAAUUCCAGACAGAUAGAAAAGUACAUCACAUCACUGAGAAAGUCCUUUAAGGAGAAAUAUGGUCAGAUGUGUUGGGCUAAACAACCAGGCACACAUUUCUACCUUGGGAAGGGCAGCGGCCUCAAUCAACUCAUUCACAGAGGAAAAAUUGAGCAGUGCUUCCCGAAUGAAUCAGAUCGAAGGGCCUUUUGGCAGCAUGGAGAUGUGUGGAGAGAAGAGAGAGUGAAAAACCUUUUGCUUCGGCUCACUGGCAGGGUUGAAAAUGAUUUGAUCUACAUAGACUACGGAACUGAAAACAAAUUGGCAAUUCCAGUACAGCCUGCCCUUCCGGGUCAGCUAAAACGGGGCCGAAGCAUAGAGAGAGUUUCUUUCUACCUGGGAUUUUCCACUGCAGGCCCAAUAGCUUAUGAUAUAAAAAACAUUUAAAUCAAGCCUGUGAAAGCUCCUAAAUGUCACAGCCAGAUAUAUAGCCCAGUUAGCUAAAAUAGCUUGCAUCUUUUAUAUAUAGCUUAUAGAGCAUAUAGCUAAGAUAGUAGCAGGGAUAUUCUGCUUUGGGGUUUUCUUGAGUUGCUUUUCCUGUAUAUUUUCACAAAAUUUAGAGCUAAAGUGAAGAAACCAUUUAAUCCAACCCUCUUACUUUACAAAUAAGGCAAAUAAAGAUCAGUAGGGAAGUGAUUUGCCUGAGAUUCAAUAGCUAGGAGGUAGCAAAGCCCAUUAAAUACAUUGAAUACAGGCCCAUUUUAUGGUGCUCCACAUUGGCUCUCCUAUCUAGCUCCCUAACUGGACUGCAAAGGCCUCCAGUACAAUUAUCAUUUCUUCAGAUUGCAGCCCAUUUUUUUUCCUGUAACCCAGAACCACAUAUAAUAUUUGCUUUACACAUAGUUGGCUCUUUCUGUUCCUUUUUAAGGUUCCCCAUGCAGGAGUUUAUAGUAUAUUUAGAAAACAAAAGACAAAAAUGAGGAGGUGGAAUUUGGGGGGAAAAUAUUGGCAAAGAGAUUAUGUAUGUAAUAACUUGAAAGACAGCAUCCACUCCAGAUCGCUUUAAUACUUUUGUAAGACUUUUCCAUAAAUAAAUUUGCAACUCAGAAAAAAAA
Antechinus flavipes (yellow-footed antechinus) is the source of this 6750-nucleotide messenger RNA. RefSeq names its product sterile alpha motif domain-containing protein 9-like. The coding region runs from base 1337 to 6082 and encodes 1581 amino acids. The transcript is spliced from 3 exons. Lineage: Eukaryota; Metazoa; Chordata; Mammalia; Dasyuromorphia; Dasyuridae. Gene Ontology annotation, cellular component: cytoplasm. The record is from RefSeq and is a predicted model, not a curated record. Gene Ontology annotation, molecular function: protein binding.